AUGAAAAUAUCUUUCAAUACUGCUUCGUAUUUAUUGAAUAAUCCAGAAAUUCAUAACUGUGUUGUUAUGAAAGUCAUACAUGAUUUACAUGAACAAGAAUAUCUUGUUGCUUAUGUACAUGUUACGAUCGAUGAUUUCGAAAAACACAAAAAUGAAAUUGAAAAACAAAUAAAAGUUCAUUGCCAACAGAACUUACCAUCUUAUAUGAUACCAUCAUUUUUCAUUGUUAUGAAGGAAUUUCCAUUGAACCAAAAUGGUAAAGUAGAUCGAAAACAACUCCCAAAGAUUGAUAGAGCAUUACUCAUUGAUGGCAAACUUGAAUCAGACAACAAGAAUAUUAAUACCAAAGUAAGCUCGCCUCUUGAACAAGUAUUAUGGAAGAUAUUUGUUGAAUCUUUUGGCAUCCCUGUUGAUACUAACAAAAUCAAUACAGAUAUAUCAUUUUCCGCAUUAGGUGCAUCUUCAUUACAUGCUAUGAAAGCAUUAACAUUAAUUCGCCAACGCAUUUAUCCACAAAUGGAUUUUCGAUUAUUGUUUGCCAAUCCAACUGUACGGCAAUUAUCCAAUAUUUUGGAGCCACUGAUAUCAUCGAAUAUAAUGGAUGAAAAAGCCAAAGUAGAAAGUCAAAAUGGCAAUCUUGUUGUUAAAAAUGAACUACAGCAGCAACGAUUGAAACCAUCACUCAGCAUUGAAACAUGUAGUGUGGUAUUAUUGGCUUUGAUCUAUAUAUCACCAGUUUUAGGUAUAACUCAAUUGCAUCCUUUUUCGUCGUUAAUUUUCAAUAUAAUGUUUUACCUGAUAACAAUACCUUCUUUGCAUCUUAUGCAAUAUAUACUUAUUAGUAGAUUAUUAUUUCCUUUUGGUUGCCAACAAGAGCAAAAUGAAUACCAAUUAUUUUCAUGGACAUACUAUCGUCGAUGGUUCUUACAACGGCUAUGGUUUUUAAAUACAAGCUAUUUAAGUAUAUUAUUGGGCACUUCAUUUUAUAAUCUGUAUCUAAGAUUAUGUGGCGCAAAUAUCGGACAAAAUACACAUGUGUUAACAACAUUAAUUGAUGUUCCCGAGUUGAUAGAUAUCGGUGAUUCGGUAUUCAUUGGAAAAGAUGUCUUUCUUUGUAAUAUUCUUUAUCAUCAGAAAACAUUUCAAUUGACAAGGAUAAUAAUAAAUAAUAAUUGUACAAUUGAUGCAGAAAGUGUUUUGUAUGGCAAUGUUGAAGUUAAAGAUAAAGUUUUGAUGAAAUCAAUGUCAUCUGUUACUGGAUUGGUUUUAUCAAACAGUAUUAUUGAUGGACAAAACACAUCAUAUGGAUCAUCAUCGUGUAUGUCAAAUCUUUCCAAUAGUCACCAAUUAACAAAAUUUAAAACUAGGCAUACACUUUAUCAAUUUUUGUGCAUCGUCAUGGUGCUCUUGACACAUACUUUGUCAAUCUAUUGUGGAUAUUUGUCGUCAUUUACAUUUAAAGACAAUAUUGGUGUUCUAUUUGGUUCAAUUAUUUAUUUACUUCUUUCGAUGAGUAUGGCUCUUGUUUUCUUUUUUAUUUUAAUUGGAAAUAUACAAUCUUGUACAAUUUAUAAAAUGGAUACAUUUGGUUAUUUACACAAAAUAUGGUUUCGUAACUUGAUUACAAAUACAUUUAUUCAUUCUUUUUCUAUUCUACCAAAAACAUAUCAUCACUAUUUGAGUGCUGUGAUUAGUAAAAAUGUAGAGAUUGGUAUUACGAUGCCGGAUAGUUUUAUUGGCUUUCCUGGUUCACCUAAUCUCAUACAAAUUGAUGAUAAUGUCACGGUUAGUUGCGAUUAUUUAUUGAUGCCAACGGAAAUGACACAUGAGCAAGAAUGUGUAGUUAAUAAAAUACAUUUAACUGAAAAUGUUUUCCUCGGUAGUAUGGUUACAAUACAACAGGGAGCACUAAUAGAACCUAAUACAACAAUUGGUAGUCUCACACGGAUAACGGCACUGAAUAAUAUAUCAACUAUUAAUAACAACCAUACGUUUUUCUUGGGCAUACCAGGAGAAAGUAUACCAUUGACAUCCUUAUCAGCUAGAACAUCGAACCUACAGUCAUUUUCAAAGUUGCCAAAUUAUAAAUAUUGGUUUAAUAUAUGGAAGAUUAAUACAAUGUUCUACUUUAAAUAUAUUUGUUCAUUACUAGCUCCAAUAAUCUUGAUUUCCAUAUGUAAUAAAUCAAUCGAUUUAUCGUCGUAUACUACUAUAAUAUGUAAUGUUAUAUGGAAUUUAUUCUUAUUUAUAUUGUUCAUCUUUUAUUGUGCCAUAACAUGUCUGUAUGACGAAAAAUGUCGUCGUUUUUACCAAGAGAAUAACGAAUAUACGUACAACUUUAAACGAUUGCCUCUGAUGAACGUAUAUCACGCUAAUGUAAUUGAUCAAUUUCUAUCUGGCACACAAUGGAUUGUUUUUCUGUUACGUUUCAUGGGUGCAAAAAUCGGAAAUAAUUUAAUUGUUAAUGACUUUUUCUCGAUAACAGAUCCACAGUUAACAGAAAUCAAUGAUGAUGUCCGAAUUUAUUCAAGAGCAAUUAUUCAGGCAAGUUACUUUUAA
This is a messenger RNA of Adineta ricciae, 2559 nucleotides long. NCBI's taxonomy places the organism in Eukaryota, Metazoa, Rotifera, Eurotatoria, Adinetida, Adinetidae. The record is from the annotation of a GenBank genome assembly.